Cercopithifilaria johnstoni is the source of this 2856-nucleotide messenger RNA. NCBI's taxonomy places the organism in Eukaryota, Metazoa, Nematoda, Chromadorea, Rhabditida, Onchocercidae. The record is from the annotation of a GenBank genome assembly.
AUGGUUUCUAUUGCCUCAUUGGCUAAUGCUGCACAGCAUCGCGUGAUUUUCGAGCACAUAGAAAAAUUGAAGAGUGAUUGCAAUGGUUGGAAGAACUGCAUCGAAAAGAUCAUUAACGGCUGCGAUCCGGAGGAGCACUUCGUGCUUCUACAGGUGAUUGAAACAUAUUUGACAGCGCGCUAUGCGGAUAAUGAUCAGGAUCAGAUUAUUAUUCGAAAAUGGAUGCGUGCCUGGUUGCAGCACUUAAGUUCACCUGAGAAUCAGCCAUCGUAUUUAGUAAACAAAAUGGCACAUCUCUUUGCUUUGGUUUUUGCUGCCGAUUUUCCAAGGCGUUGGCCUAAUUUCAUGGAAGAGGCAAGUUUCUUUUACAUCUGCGCCGUGUUUUUCCAACAAAUGACAUCAUCAGCUGAAAUAACUGUCUUUUUCCUGCGCACUUUGAUUGCCAUCGAUCAUGAGGUAGUUGAUCGAGAGAUUCGGCGCACCCAGCAGGUAAUUGAGAGAAAUAUGCGGAUAAAGGAUGCUAUGCGCGACAACUGCAAUUAUAGCCUGGCACUAAUAUGGACUCAAAUACUAGCGGAAAGCAAUGAUUUGAAGACUCGAGGACUUUGUUUAGAUGUCAUUGCUUGUUACAUUGACUGGAUUGAUUUGGAACUUGUUGUCAACAAUACUACCACCCCAUUUAUUAUUGAUUGUCUAAAAAAUGAAUAUACAUGUGAAUCAGCGAUAUCAGCUAUUAGUGCAAUGGUUACGAAAGGCAUGGAUGCUGAAAAGAAGCUUUUGCUUACUGCGUCGUUGUGUACUGUUUUGCAUGAAAACGGAUCAUUUGAUUUGAAAGAAAAUAAUGUGGAUGAUGUUUUGAGAACUGGAGCUCUCAUAAGCUCAUUAGGCUCCGCUUUGAUCGACUGCCAUAUAUGCUUUUCAAAAGUUAAUGACAUGGAAAAAUCUGUGCAGUGUGAAGUGCUUCUCGAAGAACAAGCUGAUAUCGCUUUGUUAUGCUUUUCUAAUGAGGAUAUGGACGCUUCUGAAACUGUUAUUGAAUUUCUGCGGCGUUAUGUUUGUGUUCUUAAAGCUCAGGAAUUUGAGAAGCGUUACAAUUUUACUAAUCGAAUGAUCUGCGUAGCCAUAGAUAGAUACAAAGCGGCAGGUGGUGUUGAUUUGAGUAAUACGGAUGGUGAGGUUGUGGCUGAAUUUAUGGCAUAUAGAAGGCAACUUCGAAAUAUGUUGUCAGCAAUUGGAAAUUUCGAACCGGAGCCGAUAUUGAUGAAACUGGAGCCAUUGGUGCGAAAUGCAUGUGAAAACUGGAAGCAGUGCCACAUGAAUGCUAUUGAAGCUACCUUGGCACUGGUAUAUGAUCUUACCGAUUUCAUACAUACAAAUAUCGGAAGUAAUAAUAGUUUGAUCUCUGAGCGUGCUAAAAAAUUGGUGAUACAGAUUCUGCAAAGCACAAUAAAUCAUUGUGGAUUACCUUAUAUUAAUACAUUAUUCUUCGAAAUUGCUUGUCGUUAUGAAAGGAUCCUGCAAAGUAGUACCAGUCCACUGCCGAUGAUAUUGGAAGCUUUCCUGGAUACACAUGGUCUUCGUCAGACCUCGUUGCAAUCAAGAAGUCGCAUCAUCUACUUAUUUUGUCGAUUUGUAAAAGCACACAAGCUUUUCUUAGGUAACCAAGCUGAAAAUAUUCUUGCACAGUUGGAGUCAUUUUUUACAGUAUCAUCGGAAGAAGAUUAUCAACUCUCGAAAGAAGACCAGAUGUACCUGUAUGAAUCUACGUCAGUGCUAAUUGUUCACAACAAUCUACCCAUUGAAAGGAAACAAGAAUACAUCAAAGUUCUCGCUUUAUCAUUGCUUCAAAAAUUCGCACGCAUAACGGAAAGGUUAUCACGAACAAAGAAUGUGGAAGAAAUAAAACAGCUUCAUCAGCUAUAUGCUGAUGUUAUUAGCUAUGGCGCGCAUGUUGCUAAAGCGUUUACAAAUAACUACACCAUGCAAUGCUGUCAGUGCACUACCAUUUUUAUUGAAUUGAUGGAAGUUUUUCUGGAUAAGAUAACUCCAGAUAAUGUGGAAGGAUUGGACGCACUGCGGCAGUAUCUUCAUCGGAUGGUCACUUGUCUUGAUGGCGAAAUACUAUCUAUGUUACCAGCCAUUUGCGACAAGUAUCUUGAUGUCGGUUCAGACCUUAAAGUGGUGCAUGACUUCCUUAUUUUAUUGCAGCAAAUUUUCGGCAAGUUCAAGAAACGUCUUUUGGGAAUUGGCUUGAAUAUUCCCGCUUUAUUUGAUAUUUUGUGGAGUGCACAAAGAAUAUCAUUCGAUACAUCUAACGAGAGCCGUAUUAGGGACAUGAUAUAUUACAACCGAGCUUUUCUGCAAACAAUCUUGAGCAUCUUGACACACGACCUAGUUAUUAUGUUGACAGACUGUGGCACCGAAUUUCUCCACAAAGUAGCAGACUCACUUGUUUCUUUCAUGAGCUUAAAUGAUGUACCUACGCAACGGAUUACAUUUCAAAUUAUUAACAAACUAUUUCUAAAGCUGUCGAACAAUGGGUCAGCAGCUGCUUUCAUCGAGUUUCUAUGGGAAAAGGCGAUUUGUGGCGCACUUCAGACUCCUCUCAAUGAAUAUCAUGACCUUACAGACGCCCAGUGUGUUUUGCUACAGCACGAAAUCUAUGUAUGUUUACAAAGUCUACGAUCUUAUUCUUUGGAAAGGUUUGACCAGUAUUUACAGUUGCUUCUUCCUGCAGACUUUGCCCGAAACUUUUGUCAAUGUAUAUCUGGUUAUAAGGGUAAACAAUUGGAAAAGGCUUUGGAUAUGCAAUAUGAUCAACUGAGACUAAUGAAAGCGGAUGGUAUUGCACCGUGA